Messenger RNA from Leptopilina heterotoma, 6744 nucleotides. RefSeq names its product voltage-dependent L-type calcium channel subunit beta-2 (gene Ca-beta). The transcript has 13 exons. Gene Ontology annotation, biological process: chemical synaptic transmission; regulation of voltage-gated calcium channel activity; calcium ion transmembrane transport. NCBI's taxonomy places the organism in Eukaryota, Metazoa, Arthropoda, Insecta, Hymenoptera, Figitidae. Gene Ontology annotation, cellular component: voltage-gated calcium channel complex. The coding region runs from base 1274 to 2764 and encodes 496 amino acids. Gene Ontology annotation, molecular function: high voltage-gated calcium channel activity; protein binding. The record is from RefSeq and is a predicted model, not a curated record.
CAAGGACUUUGUCUAAAUUUACUUGUCAUUUUAAAUGCUGUGUCUCAAUAGUUGGAUGUUUAAUUUAAUAAAUAAUUAAUUAAAUACUUAAUAACCUGACGAAAUGUGAGAAAACCAUAAUACAAACAUUGUGAGACGAAGAAUAUAAUUACUGCAUAACCAUAGCAAGAGUUGGAGGAAAAAUUAUUAAAUGUUUGACCACGUGUCGUGUGUCUCUUUCUUAUUAUUGAAAAGUUUGUUGACGUAUUAUGAUUGUCAUUCGCAUGCGCCUAUACAGUAUAUAUACAGAUCGAUACCUGAAAGUCUCUACCAUGUAUCUGGUUACAAACCGAACUCAAACGACUAUAAUCGAGUGCUACCGAGAAUAGCCGAUUGCAUCCGAGGGUGCGCGAAGCCGAGAGUAUUCGUCGUCUGCCACCGUCAACGUAUUGGGCUUUCAAGUUUUCAUAAUCGUCGCGAAAAACAACCCUUUUAGUUAUUACAACCCUUUUUUGCAGUGACUCCUUCCCCCGAGUGAUAUGAAAAUAAUUUCUAAUUAGACUGUCAUCAGAAUAUAAAGAUGUCAUUCAAUUUUUACGUUCAGCAAGGUAAACAUUUGUAACAUAAACAGUACAUGUGCAAUCCAUUUUUUUGAAAUUACUUUCUUGAAAAAUAAUUAAUAAUUAUUUUUUCAAUGGGUUAGAAUUGAAAAUAUAACAUAUUGAGAAAUCGUCAAUAAUUACCUUAGUUUACUGUAAACAAUUGCUUUAACAUUAUUGUUGGUUGUUCAAGAGUGUGCAGUGAAUAAACUUAUGAAUUAAAAUUGAUAUUUCAUCACGUAAUAUCCCAGAACUAUAAUAUACAGAAGAGUAUAUAAGGAUUCAGUUACACAUGACAAGGAAAUUAUGAGAAUUGGUCAUCUAUUUAUUGAUAAACAAUAAGAGGGUGGAAAUAAGGAAGAAGAGAAAAAGAAGGUAUCAAGACGGUGGUGCUGUUGCUCGUAGUGUCUCGUUAUCAGGUGAAGAGUGUCGUGAGGGUUCCAGGCGAAGUAGUUGACAGGUGUGAUGUGGUGGAGUCCCCCGGAGGAUCGCGGGGGCAGGAGGCAUAUCGAGGCAGGUUGGUCGUGAGAGCCCCAGGUUCUACUCGUUUGCCCCUUGGCUGCGAGGCCGGUGGGGCGUCAGAGGAGGAAGAACAAGGAUGGUGUGACCUCUGGCGUUAUUCCGCUCGACGCGGAGAUAGUGGCGGAGGAGGAGUCGAGCAGCUGCUGCUCGAUUCGGAGGAGGAGGAGCUGGCGAUGUCUAGGCAGCCUCGCGGAACACGGGAUCACCUAAACCGCGAACCGCGCGACCAUCGUGACCUUCGCGAUGCUCGCGACCUUGAAGACGCGAGGGACUCACAUGUGGUCAACAGACAUCGUCAGAGGCACUACGAAUAUGGCCCUCAUUCGACAGCAGCAACCUCCGCCUCUGCGACACAUGUCAACAACCAGGGCUCGGCGGAUUCAAACUACUCACAGCCGAGUUCCGAUCUUUCACUGGAUGAAGAAAGAGAAACUUUACGUCGAGAAAAAGAGAAACAAGCCCUCAAUCAACUCGAAAAAGCUAGAACAAAACCGGUGGCCUUUGCAGUAAGAACGAACGUCAGUUACGAUGGAUCUGUUGACGACGACUCUCCAGUCCAUGGAUCAGCUGUCAGCUUCGAUGUUCGGGACUUUCUCCACAUUAAAGAAAAAUAUGAUAACAAUUGGUGGAUCGGAAGGCUAGUGAAAGAGGGUUGCGACGUGGGGUUCAUUCCUUCGCCGGUCAAGUUGGAGGCGUUGAGAGUACAAGCGAGUGCUGCACGCGGUACCAAGGGCCUCUAUUCCACACGUGGAGGGUCUUCGGGGAACCUUGGUGAGAGCGGUAUGCCCUCACGAGGUUCCACACCGCCCACACCAGGUGACGACAGUGAUAGCAUAGGAAAUAUUCGACCGGGUAAAGCAACUCUAACAACUCCACCAGCUAAGGAAAAAAGGAAGAACUUUUUUAAGAAGCCGUCCUACGAGACGGCAACACCAUAUGACGUGGUGCCUUCAAUGAGACCAGUCGUUCUGGUAGGACCAUCACUCAAGGGAUACGAAGUGACUGACAUGAUGCAAAAGGCACUUUUUGAUUUCUUAAAACAUAAGUUCGCGGGAAGAAUCAUCAUAACUAGGGUAAUGGCUGAUAUUUCUUUGGCUAAAAGAUCUUUACUAAAUAAUCCAACAAAAAGAGCAAUUAUGGAGCGGUCGUCUAGUAGGAGUAGUUGUUUAGCAGAGGUCCAAGCCGAAAUUGAACGAAUUUUUGAACUUGCCAGAACGCUUCAGCUCGUUGUUCUCGACUGCGAUACCAUCAAUCACCCUUCUCAGUUGGCAAAAACGAGUUUAGCCCCUACAAUUGUCUAUUUAAAAAUAUCGUCUCCUAAAGUUCUUCAAAGACUAAUCAAGUCGCGCGGAAAAUCACAGUCCCGUCAUUUAAACGUACAAAUGGUAGCAGCGGAGAAACUAGCACAGUGUCCAGACGAAAUGUUCGACGUCAUUUUAGAUGAAAAUCAAUUAGAUGAAGCUUGUGAUCACGUUGCUGAGUAUCUCGAAGCUUAUUGGAGAGCAACGCACCCUCCAGUUGUGCAAGCCGUACCUAGAGCCGUACCAGCGCCUGAUGCACCAGUGGACGCACUGUCGCCUCGGGUCACAUCAGGUGGAUAUCAUGAGGGUUAUAUCAAAAGAGCAACUAUGUACGGAUCAACACACUUGUAUCCACAGCAAUGACAGUUCCACUCGUCGAUCACGCCUCGAAAGAUUGGAUCGCGAAACCGAGGAGGAAUAUAGCGUAGAGUACAACAAUCGGCGACGUCAACAGGAUUGAGAUCAACCAAGGCCCCGGGGCCUUAUACUAGAACUAAGAACAACCGCCCUUUAGUUCUAGAAUGAUUUUAAUUAUAUUUUUGUACUCGUCUUCGUAAAAGAAGGCAGUACUUUUAUGAAAAACAUAAAAACAUAAUCAUUGUUGAUAAUUGUUUAUAUUUGUUAUCAAUUAUUCAUAGUAAAACAAGAAGAGUAAAUUAGACUCUUUGCGAUAAAAUAAUUUAUUCUUUAUCAGAGUAUUUUAAAAUUAUUCUUAAUAAGGAGAAAGAGAGAGAUUAUAUUUCCCGUAAUCUUUUUUUAACUAUUUAAAAAGGAGUCAAUUUUAUUCAUCCUAUUUUACUAUUUAUAUAUUAUAACACUGUUAAAAAAUUCCUAUUUUAAAAUUUCUAAUACAUGUAUUGAAAUAAUUUACGAUACAUGGUUAGUGAUAGCUUAGUAAAAUUGCCUUACCUUCAUUAUUAUAUAAUUUUCAAUUUCAUUUACAAUAUGAAAAAAUAUGAAUUUCAUAUUCGUUUACGUUACUAGUUUUGUAAAACUGCAAUAUUAGUUAUUACACGGAUAGUAACAGAGUUCUCUCCGUCUUACCUAUAAGGUAAAAAUGUUUCAAAAUUUAUUUAUUAUUUAAAGUAGAACAAAAAUUGUUAUUCUAGGAACCACUUUCACCAGCUUUACUCUAUCUUAAUCUCAAUCAGUAUAAUUCAUCAUUGUUUCAAUAUUUACAAAUUUUCACAAAAAAAAAUCUGUUUUUUAUAAUAUUUUAAGAAUUACUAGUUAAAUCAGUAAGCCAAAAAGGAAAAUUAUUUCUGAAAUAAAUUAAUAACUGGAGUGUGACCGGUUUUAUUAUAUUCGGCAUUCACCUCAGAUCCAAUCAACAUUAAUGUUUUUUUAAUACAUAUUAACUUGCCAUUUAAUGGUAAGGGCCAACACACUCUCUAAAUCUGAAUUGGUGAAAAGUCGUCCACUAAUUUAAAUAAAUUACCAAUAAUUUACCAAUUCUUCGUAAUUUUUCACUAUAACUUGAGUAACAAAUUUAAAAAUAUUUAAUGAAAUAGUCAAAUUUACUAAGAAUAAAAUGCUUUCUUCACUCCUAGCAUAUUGAAUUCCUAUAUUGCGGUCUUGUUGGCAGGACCAUAUCAUUAAAGAAAAAUCAAUUCUUAUAGCACAAUAUUUUUCAGUAAGUUUGCAACAAAUUUUAUAUAAAAUGCACAAACAUAUUCCUCCUUUGCAAAUUACCUGAUUUUAUUUACAAUUACAUUUAUUUAUAACUUACAACCUUCGUAGAAUAAACCCUAAACCGCACAUAAGGAAACAGCAUAAAAACUUAAUAACUGAUUUUAUUUAAUUCCAAAAUUUAAAUUAAAUUAUUGUUUUUCAUAUUGUCUGGUAAUUUUAUAUUUUUUACUUAACAAACACUAAAUUUGGAUCUACAAUUAAAAAUCAGCACAAACUUUAUAUUCGAUAUAUUUUUCACUAUAUACUGCGACCAUAUGAGUUUAAAGCAGUGUUUUCCAUUAUUGUAUCUACUUUUAUUACUAUUUAUUUAGUUUGAUAUUAUUGGUUAAAUGAGUUUAUUCGUUAUUAAAACGUUAUGAGCAAAAAAUGAGGCUCUCUCUCACAACUAGGUCGAAUAGUGAACUUUUUUCUCCUCCUUCAUUUAUAUCAUCGUGAUUCUAAUAAGCAUAUUAUAUUGCUCUGAUGGAUUAAUAUUAAUGACAAGUGAAUAAAAUUCCACUACUUUAUUAAAUGCUGACUUAAAUCAUCAUAUCAUAUCGAUCAUUCAAAUUUAGAGAGUAAGUUAACUAUUUAUUAACUUAUAAUAUUGCCUCUGAAGUAUCGGAAAUAUUACUGAUUAUUCCUAAACUAAAAUUGAGCUGAGUGUGAAAUUUGUUUAGAUUAAUAUUUUUUUUUAAGAAAUAGGCAUCAAGUAUAGUUGGUGAAAUUGGCCCUGAAAGUUUGAAAAUUAUUGCUAUUCGUUUCAAGUUACAAUUAAUUAUUGUUUCAACUAAAAAUCUCGCGUCAGCAUUAGGAAUUUUCUCAACAUUAUCUGGAGAUAUCUAUGCGAAAUUGGUCAACUUGAAAAUAUUAAUAAAAAAAAAUAAAUUUAGAAAAUAUCUGCAUAAUAUUAAAAUGUUUGCUUGGGAAAAAAAUAUUCAGAAAAUAUUGAGUCAAUAUUGUUAUAUAUUCCACUAAUAUUACCUCGAAAAUGCCCAAUAUUUGAUUUUAAAUUAAAUAUUUCCUCAAGUUUUAAUAUUAAAUAAAUAUUUUCUGAACUUUGCGGAUGUAUAUUUCAAAGAUCGCAGAUCACUUUUAAAAAACGGUAUUAGGUGAAGGAAAUUGUAUGAGAGCGUACACAAUAAUUACUUAUCCACAUAAUGCAAUUUUUUGCAUCAAUCUUGUGUGAGUAUUGAGUGCAAGGCCUUUCAGAUAUAUUCGAAAAUUUAGUGCAAUAUUCAUAAACAUAUACGUUUGAAACUUGCAUCACAAUAUACUUAUGCAAUAUUCAUGUAAAAAUUUGUGCUAAGUAGAUAAAAUGUAUAAAUUUAUGUAUAUGUAUAUAAUGGAAGGAAUUAGUGAAAUUUCUCUGACUCCUAUAGCGAUAAAUAAUACCAUUUGAUUCCAAAAAGUGUACAUAUGCUAUAAUUAAUAAAAGAGUUUUAACAUAAUAAAUGAGUGCAAUUUUACAGAUUCUUGAGAGUAUAAACACACUUAUUAGAAUUAGUGGUAACUUAUUCUUACUUAUCGCUGAUUCAGAUUCAGAGAGUGUAUCAGAAAUGUAAGUUUGAUAUUCAGAGAAAAUCAAUGAUCUUGUUUGAUUGUUCUCUCUUUAUCAGCAUACAUUCUUUUUACACAACUAAUGGAGUCUUUUACUGAAUGUAUAUGUGUGUCAUUCUAAAUUUCAAACCAGUCAAAAUGUCACUGAUUUAAAUUUAGAAUGGAUUUUUUAAAUUAAUUCUUUUAUUUUAAAUUAGAAGCUGGAUUAAAGAAUUAACUCUUCGCUCUCUCAGAAAAGUUAUGAAUUGAGCCAGAAUACCUUAUUAGUUCUUCGAUCAUCCUUUCAUAAGCAUAUAUAUUGUUGUGAUUUCUAAAGCAGCGAUAAUUGCAAAAAGUAAAAUUACUUUUAAUUGGAUACAAGUUUCACGUAAUUUUUAAAAUUAUUGUUAACCAUAAGAUUUUUCAAGACGUUGUUUAAACAAACAAUAGAACGUUUCGCAAUGCAAGCAAUUAAAAAUUUAAAUCUCGUUUCUUGCAAUUAAAGAAACAAUUAAGAAAAAGGUUUAUGCAGUCUUUUCACUUUCUCGCAAUAUUUUGUUUAGAAGUUAACGCUCUUUAAUGAAAUCACGACAGUGUAGUAAAUCAAGCGACCAUUUGAUAAUUUUCGACAAUUACGAAAUAGUUGUCAAAUAAUCUUAAAAAAGUGGAAGCAACAAAAUAUCAUGCAGUCCCUGGGGUCUUUACAAUAGACUACUUGUACAGGAGUGCAAUUGUAUGAAUGUGUGGGCGUGUCUGUGUGCAUCUUCCUGAUUCGCCAAAUAAAAUAUCAUCGAGUUGUUUUAUAUAAAUAUCGUGUAGAUGAAAUCAAAUGAUAAAUAAUUAAGGCUAAUAAAUUAACUUAUCUGAAAUAUAAUACAUAAUUCAAUUUUUUUCGUUAAUUCAACGGAUUAUAAAUAUUGCAAGUAAAGCAGAUGGAAGGAAGUGCACAAAAAAAGUGUUUAUAGUACAAGGACUUUUAUUUAAAGAUUGUGCGGUUUUCCAGCAUCAACCAAUGACAUUUCAUUAUAUUUCAAAUUAUAAUUGGUAAGUUUUCAUUAAUAAAACAAAAAUGAAUUGAUGAUUCCCAUUGGUAUUAUUUGUUCCUAAAAUAAAUUGAUAAUUUAUCAAAUCAA